Spea bombifrons (plains spadefoot toad) is the source of this 2773-nucleotide messenger RNA. RefSeq names its product drebrin like (gene DBNL). The record is from RefSeq and is a predicted model, not a curated record. Gene Ontology annotation, cellular component: plasma membrane; postsynaptic density; site of polarized growth. The coding region runs from base 80 to 1411 and encodes 443 amino acids. The transcript has 13 exons. Gene Ontology annotation, biological process: regulation of actin filament polymerization; positive regulation of dendritic spine morphogenesis; neuron projection morphogenesis. Gene Ontology annotation, molecular function: actin filament binding. NCBI's taxonomy places the organism in Eukaryota, Metazoa, Chordata, Amphibia, Anura, Pelobatidae.
GUGCAGAUACUGCAAGCGCAGUGACAGCGGAGGCAGCAGCGCAGGAGGUGCGGAGGGAGCAAGGUGUGACCCGGCUAUUAUGUCUGUGAACCUCAGUAAAAAUGGCGCCGCCCUGCAGGGCGCUUAUAAGGAUGUGGUGGAUGGCAAAACCAAGACUAACUGGGCCCUCUUCACCUAUGAAGGCAACAGCAACGACGUCAGACUGGCAGGGACCGGAGAUGGUGGUCUUGAAGAGUUGGUGGAUGAGCUCAGCAGUGGGAAAGUAAUGUAUGCCUUUUGCAGAGUAACAGACCCCAAUUCCGGGCUCCCCAAAUAUGUCCUCAUUAACUGGACAGGUGAAGGCGUGAAUGACGCCCGGAAAGGAGUGUGUGCCAACCAUGUCAGUACAAUGGCAAACUUCCUAAAGGGAGCUCACGUUACUGUGAACGCUCGAGCCGAUGAGGACGUGGAGCCGGAAACAAUCAUGGAGAAGGUGGCCAAAGCGUCAGGUGCCAAUUAUAACUUUCACCGGGAGAGCAACAGGGCCAACGAUGGGCCACAGGGGCCGGUGGGCUCUGUCUACCAGAAGACAAACGCAAUGUCGGAGAUUAAGCGGGUCGGAAAGGAGAAUUUCUGGGCUAAAGCCGAGAAAGAUGAAGAGCAGCGGAAAUUGGAGGAACAGCGGAAAGCAAACUUAGAAAGGGAGCGGCUGGACCGUGAGAGAAAAGAGAGGGAGCUGAAAGAGGCUGAGGAGAGAGAGAAGCGGUUCAGAGAGAGAGCAGGAGAAAUCGAUGCACAGAGGAAACAGCAGCAGGAUACAGAGAAGCCCGUGCGGAACCCCGUGCCUCAGAGCUCUGUGCAUGCGCGUGACGUGUUUCUGCAGAAAGAGCGUUCAGCUCCUAUCCCGGCGCCUGUCCAACCAGGGAAACUGCGCAGUCCCUUCUUGCAGAAGUCAACAAGCCAGGCUGAGUCUCCUCCAUCCUCCCCUGUACAUCGUGUCCAGGAACCACCUGCACCCUCUGUGUCUCGUGCUCAUCAGACACCCCCAGAAUCUCCUGUGCCUCCUGUCUCUCAUCCACCAGAACCCAUUGUCCCUGUGAAAGAACGCGUUCCUUCCCCGGAGCCUGAAGAAGAUGAGAACGUGUAUCAGGAGCCUCCUAUAGAACAGAACAUCUAUGAAGAACCGCCUACCAAGGGCUCUCUGUUAUCUCAGGAGCAGGACCCAGUGAAUGAAGCGGUUGCAGACGAGGACAGAGGGCUGUGUGCACGGGCGCUGUACGACUAUGAAGCUGCUGAUGACACUGAAAUCUCCUUUGAUCCAGACGACCUUAUCACUCAUAUCGACAUGAUCGACGAGGGCUGGUGGCGCGGUUACGGACCCAGCGGGCAUUACGGCAUGUUCCCCGCUAACUACGUGGAGCUGCUGGAGUGAUCGUAAAACAUCAAGCCGAAAGGGAGACCGGGGGACCUUCAAAGUGGAGGCUCCUAUUGCACUGAAACAACGUUACUAUGGGCUGUAACCUCAAAAAAAAGUACUUAAUGUAAUUUGUAUGUUAAACUGGGAGGCAGAUGACAUACUUAUAUGCCAAGUGUGAGUAUUCUUCUACAUAGAUAUACAGGUGUUCAUUGUAGGAUAAUAGACAAUGGCCAAUGAGAUCAGGCAUGUCAUGCUGUGUUAUACGUUAUCCUAUAUUGCGGUGGCUUCUGAUGGGAACGUUUAGGACCUAAAGCUGUGUCUUCCUUCACGUCCGUUGUGUUUCCACCACUGUCUUUUCUUUCUGCUUUUUUAAGUGCUGUGUCCUGUCAGUGCAGUUGGGAUUUGUAACAUCAUUCUUCCGCAACGCUGGAACAAUCCCCAGAACGAACAAGCCGGUUGCAACCUUAUGCCCCGAAAAUGUUGUUUUGUUCUAGGUAGAAACCACUUGAUAAUAUAAUGAAUCGCUAAAUUGAAAAUGGGGGGGAAAAAAACUUGACCAUUAUUUACUUUUUCGGAAGAUUGAAACAAAAAUCAACAAUGAAACGAUUUAUCUUAACCGCUCUGUAAUAUAAAACAUUCCUGAUGAAGAGUUACACGCUUCUGAUGCACCAUAUUCUCCUGCUGAGGAACAUCCAUUCAUUGACGUGUCCUCAUGUAGACUAAGGUCUAAACUGCCCUGGUGUGUACUCUUCUGAUCGCACUUCCAUGUAAAUCCAGAGGUCAAGGGACCAGUUUUUGGACCAAUAAUCACAAUAAUGGACCAAAACGUAUGGAAGCUCCACAAGGUUCCACCAUAUGCCCAACGAAGUGUAUCAAGAUCUUCCCUGCUGCUUUGUGUAGGUCUUGUUUGGUCAUUUUGUCCUCGCGUUGCUCCUUUUCCACUUGUGACUUAAUGUGUGAAAUGUUUAAGCCAUGUACUGUUUAUUUUAUUGGGAUUCAGAUGGUGAGAAGCUUUGGUGGUGGGCAGGUAUAUUUGCGUUUAUCUGCUAAAUUCUUCUCUGGGAUCUUCCUACGGUUUCAAAACCCGCCUGUCCUGUUUUCCCAAGGCUCUCUAACGGUAAUUUGCACACUAGAAAGAUGGGUUUAAUGCUACCGUGUUGUGCGGCUCGCUUUUAGCUGACCACUUUCCUGGGGAUCACGUAUACUUGUGUCGGCUAAGCGUGAUCUUACAAGCUCCACCUGUGAAAAUGCUUGGCCCGUCUAUUAACGGUUAAGUAAAAUUACAUCAUCUGUGAAAUCACUUAAUAAUCAUGCUGGAUGCUUUUUAUUUUUGACUUUUUUUAAUCAUUGAAAUGGGAAAUAAAGUCUUUGUAGUAA